AUGGGCCCAGCUAAGGAUCCCCUGGGUCAAUCUGCUCCAUCGGCCUCAAGAUCUCUGCCCUUUCGGAACGGUUCCAAAGCCGGGUCGACUAACCUUCGAACUCUUUAUCGCAUCUCGGCCCAAGAAGUUGGUGACCAUCGACCGGAAGAACACUCUUAUCACUCCGUGUCUACGGUCUUACCUACUUCGCCAAAUCUCCCUCCUACACCACCCAGGGCGAACAGUGAGACCAGGCCGCCUGCUCCGGAGGAAGUCACCCAGUCUUCGGACACCGCAGUGUUUAGAUCGAGCUUGGUGACGCCGAUAAACCAGAACAGUCCGCCGACCCCUGAUAACACUCCUCCCCGUGAGCGAUAUGGGACACUCCGGCGCCCGUUUUUGGGUCCCCAGCCCUCAAUCGCUUCCACACAUACAGAAUCCUUCAAGACCGCCCAUGAGGACUUCACGUCAGAGGGUGAAUCUGAGCGCUAUACCCCGCGCCAGGACAAUGGGUUCAAAUGGCCGUUGAGUUCCGUUGAUAAGUUUGGGGUUGCUGCCCAUCGCCUGCGACAGAGCGCUCUGCCUAGAUCACCAUUGAUAGAGCUCUACGGAGAAGGUCCUGUCGUUAAUCAAUCCCCGGAGCCUUUCGAUCAAUUCCAGGUAAUUCAGAGCGAGACCCACGAGGCAUUUGGGGGAGUUCCUCAGCAUCAGACCACGGUAUCGAGCGGCGACGUAAAGCCAAACGGAGAGGAGAUUGGGAUACAUCUCGACCCUCUUCAAGUCUCUUUGUCUAAAAGUGUGGAGUCACCUCAUUCUGUGCGCCAUGGUAUUGGUCAGCAUAACUUGAAGCGGGACAAGAGCCUGCGAGAAAGGCUUCUGGAAGCGCAGAGCCAAGAUCCAUCGGCGUCAACAGAGAAAUUUGCAAAUAUCAUCGGUUGGAACAAUUCUGUGCCAACCGAGGAUGAGUCAAUCGAGGACCAACAAGCGGAUAUGGAAGAUAAUCGACGUUUCUCUGGCAUAUCCACCACUUCGACCGUUGAAGCAUAUGUCGUUGAACAGAACUCUUUGCCUCGACGGAAAACGACGUUGCGCCAUGUCAGCAAGCAUGAAUCUCUGCGUUCAGUGAGCUCACCCUUGCCGACCUCGAACAGGAACUCCACGAAUUCCGCUCCAGGCUCCCCCCAUCGUCUCGUUCAUAAGAAGGCAAGGUUGAGCAAUCAACAUCGUUGGAGUUUCGGCUCGGAGGUUUCGAGGUCGUACAGCCUGGCCUUAAGCGCUGUCCUUCCAAAAACUGAAGUGAUUCGGGUAGCGGUUAUUCCAGAGAGGAGCUCCUCCUUGAGCUCCACGGCGAACACUAGCCAGAGGCAGUCGCUGUCGAACAGUUCUGGACGUUCUCACUCUCGCAAAGCUUCCGAGAACCCACCCUCGUCGUGGCAACAUAAAAGGGCGUUUUCCGAGUCUGCGAAUCGCGGCAGAGAGCAAUACCAGGCGCCUCUAAUACCUCCUCGGAGCUCCUCACUCUCGGCGCCUACAUCCAGAACGACGUCCCGCGCCAAUUCCAUCACAUCUGAGCAUGUGCAUGUACGCAGACAACAAGCCGAGAAAGACUUGCGCAAGACCUUGGAUAGGAUGGAGACGGAACGACUUGUCCACAGUCUGAGAGAUUGGGGUUCUGUAGAUGGGAUACAAUACUCGGACCGAGCGGCCGGAUAUCAAAUAUUUCGCAGGUCUUCGGGCCCUGCUAACCCUCAAGUCUCCAUGCUUCCAGGGGGUCUCGGCGUUCCUGCAAAUGAAGGUGAAGUAGUAUCAAAUCCGCUGGGACUAGUAAUGCCUGGAACAAAGGAAUGGGCAGCUCUCCGACCACCGUCCAUUUUUGAUACGCCCUUCUCACAGCCCUCUUUUCAAUCUGGCUCUCCUGAGAUCAACGAAGCACGGGCGAUCAACUACUUCCCCCACAACAAUCAUUCCGUGCAGCUGAUUGAGCCAUUUCCUGUUGCGGAGUCGAAAGCGGUCCAGGAGGUACAAAAGCAGCACCUGCCAGAAAUCGAAGUCGAUUCACCCUUGCGCAACCCUCGACACCCACCUGAGCCGCCGCAAUUCAAGCUGACUCCACCCACACCUGGCGAGGAGGAAGUAAAGAAUCAACAGGGGAUUGACCGGACCGACUCUGUUACGCGACCGGGCGGGUCUCGGCCACGUUCAGAAUCGUUGAUGAGCUCCAUUUCUCGAAACUUGAGCCUCAAGAACGCCCGUAAUCGUAAGGCUGAUCAGGAUCUUGACGGCAGUUUGCAUCCAUUCUGGCGGCCUCGUGCAUUCUGGGACGACAUCGAUAAUCCUCGUCCUGUAUCGCAGCCUCAAGAACGGUCUCUGGAUCGAGGAAUUGUGAACAAUUCCCUGGGUUUGCCGCAGGAGAGGACGAUUAUAACGGGCCCAGUGUCCCUGGUCAGAAGGAUAUCGGAACGGCGCAGGCAGAAGAGAGGUAUCGUCAAACGACCCAGCCAUUCGAGUCUGGCCAAAUUUCGGGCCAGUCGCAAACUACACAAGUUGUCAGGCAGUGGGCUGCGGUUCCCCCUUCCCCUUAUUGGCAUCAAGAGUAUUCAAGAAAAGAUCAUGCAUGCCAAACAGCGGAAAGAGGAUGAGAGAAGAGAACGAAGAAGGGCCGAUCUUCGACGCAGCAUUGGAGCCAACGUCAUUUCGCAAGGAGAUUCGAGAUUUCCGGCCAGCAACACUAGCCUUUCACGGGACAUCUGA
Cladophialophora bantiana CBS 173.52 is the source of this 2730-nucleotide messenger RNA. RefSeq lists its product as uncharacterized. The record is from RefSeq and is a predicted model, not a curated record. Lineage: Eukaryota; Fungi; Ascomycota; Eurotiomycetes; Chaetothyriales; Herpotrichiellaceae. The transcript has a single exon. The coding region runs from base 1 to 2730 and encodes 909 amino acids.